AUGGCUAGAACGCCCGGGAUGGGGAUGGAGGGUGAUGAGGGGUCGGGAGUGUUCUGUCAAAGUAACCUCGUCACGGCCACUCACAUCGCAGCUACUCCCAGAAGCACGUCACCAUCCAUCCCCCACACAUACUUAGGCGGCCCAAUCCCCUUCCCCACCUCUCUUCCCGCAUCCCUUGACGCCCAUGCUGUGCUGCUGGCAAUUGGGCCCUGCAAUGGGGCGCCUCCCGUCCCGUCCCCCUACGCCUACCCAUCUGCAUCCACCCCUCCACAUGCACCCCCAGCCAUACCCGUCUGGCCACGCCCCUUGGCUCCUGUGCUGUGCUGCUGGCAGUCGCACCCCAGAACGCUCUCAACCACUCCAAACCGCAACUUAUCCCAGAGGCACUUCACCUGCCCCCCUACCUAUUGUCCCCUAUCCCCUUCCCCACCUGUCUUCCCGCGCCCCUUGGCGCCCGUGCUGUCCCUGCUAACAGUCGCAUCCCGGUACCCUCAGAGGCCCGAAUACCCCGGGGCCAAGUCAUACCUGUCUGGCCGCGUCCCUUGGCGAACGUGCUGUGCUGCUGGCAAUCCCGUCCCGCGUGGGAAGCCCAGGAUGAGCCUGAGGGGGAACGGGGAGGGGAGGCGAGGGGAGAGGAGGAAAGGCAUGGUGGCGCGGGUCAGGGACACGGCAGGUCAGGGACACGGCAGGUCAGGGACACGGCAGGUCAGGGACACGGCAGGUCAGGGACACGGCAGGUCAGGGACACGGCAGGUCAGGGACACGGCAGGUCAGGGACACGGCAGGUCAGGGACACGGCAGGACGCGCAGCGAGUGGCGCAGGACGAGCAGGGAGUGGCGCAGGACGAGCAGGGAGUGGCGCAGGACGAGCAGGGAGUGGGGCAGGAAGAGCAGGGAGUGGGGCAGGAAGAGCAGGGAGUGGGGCAGGAAGAGCAGGGAGUGGGGCAGGAAGAGCAGGGAGUGGGGCAGGAAGAGCAGGGAGUGGGGCAGGAAGAGCAGGGAGUGGGGCAGGAAGAGCAGGGAGUGGGGCAGGAAGAGCAGGGAGUGGGGCAGGAAGAGCAGGGAGUGGGGCAGGAAGAGCAGGGAGUGGGGCAGGAAGAGCAGGGAGUGGGGCAGGAAGAGCAGGGAGUGGGGCAGGAAGAGCAGGGAGUGGGGCAGGAAGAGCAGGGAGUGGGGCAGGAAGAGCAGGGAGUGGGGCAGGAAGAGCAGGGAGUGGGGCAGGAAGAGCAGGGAGUGGGGCAGGAAGAGCAGGGAGUGGGGCAGGAAGAGCAGGGAGUGGGGCAGGAAGAGCAGGGAGUGGGGCAGCUAUCAAGUGGUGAUAUGGGAGGUCGGAAGGCAGAGAGGAGGAGAGGAGGAAACGAAGGCAGAAGAGAAAGAAACAAAGGAGGAGGACGUGAAAGGGAAGCUCACUUGCCUCAAUCACUUGCUUGA
This is a messenger RNA of Closterium sp. NIES-65, 1431 nucleotides long. Lineage: Eukaryota; Viridiplantae; Streptophyta; Zygnematophyceae; Desmidiales; Closteriaceae. The record is from the annotation of a GenBank genome assembly.